GAUUAAUUUAAUGAGAUUGAUAUUGCCAACAAAAUAAGCUAUCAUUCAUCUCUCUACGGAAAACACUGAAUUUUUAAAUUAAUCACUUUUUUUGAUUCUUCGUCUCUGUUACCAACGCUUCGGUUUCUCAUUUUCUCUCUUCCGACAGUUCCGAAUCUAAUCCACAAAAUCAGUUUCUUUUCUCGAAGAAAUUGAAAUCUUUCUCCUCUUCUGUCUCCCUCAUUAAAAUCUUUGUCUUUGUCUGCAAAAAAAAAACCUUUGAGAACUCUGAUGCUUUCGCCCUAAUUUGAUCUGCAGCAUCAUCUGUCUUAGUCCAAAGGACUUGUCUUGUUAUGUUUUUAUUAAAAGGAUACAAGACUUAAACUUUAAGCAUAGUUGAUUGUUCUGUUCUUGAAGCUCCGGUUUUAAAGUCAUUAGAUCUGACCUCAGCUUAGGACUAAACAAGCUUUUUUAUCGCUGCCAUGCCAAAAGCCAUAAACAGUAGUAGUAAAAAAAACUUUUCUUUUUAUUCGGUUGGUGCAUUGGUUGUUGGUGUUCUUAUCAACUUUCGUCUUCUAUUAAUUAGCUAUUCUGGUUUUGUCACUUUCGUUGUGAGUUGCCCAAAUUCUGAAACUUUGCUGCAAUAUCUCUAUUGGGUCCGGUUUCCGAAAAUUCUGGUAAUUUCUAUCAACUCUUUAGUGUCUUUAUUUGUACAAAAGAUUAAGACUUUUGAUUUGAUCUCCUUGUCUGAAAUCAAGUUUAAGAUAGGCAAAGCUUCUGUGUGUUCUGGUGAGGGGAAUGAAGAAAGUGUAUAGGAAGCUGAUUUGGAUCAGAGACCCAUUAACAAGGGUGAAGAGACACUUUAGUUUACAUUCAGGGUUUAGGGUAUUCAGAUAUAGGAAAUGGAUGUUCCCGUUUCUAGCUAGCUUGGUUUUGUCGGUUACUCUCUUAAUGUAUGUUCUUUAUGGUCAGUUCGACAGUUCUUUUGUGGAGGAAGAGCCAUCAUUGUCUUUUGAGAAUGUCUCUGAAGAAUCAAAUGAUUACUUUGUAGAAUCGCAUUUUAGAAAGUCAUUGAAUCCGACGAGGGGGGAUUCGAAUUCUUCAGAGGUUCCUAGGUUAGCUUAUCUGAUCUCGGGGACGAAAGGUGAUAGUCAUAGGAUGAUGAGGACUUUACAAGCUGUGUAUCAUCCAAGAAAUCAGUAUGUUCUGCAUUUGGAUCUUGAAGCUCCACCUAAGGAAAGGCUUGAGCUUACAAUGUCUGUGAAGAGUGAUCUGACUUUUCGUGAAGUCGAGAACGUUCGUGUUAUGUCUCAGUCUAAUCUGGUUACUUAUAAAGGCCCUACGAUGAUUGCUUGUACGCUUCAGGCCGUUGCGAUUUUGCUUAAAGAAAGCUUGGAUUGGGAUUGGUUCAUCAACCUUAGUGCCUCAGAUUAUCCUCUCGUUACACAAGAUGAUUUGUUGUAUGUCUUCUCAAAUUUGUCUAGGAGUGUCAAUUUCAUUGAACAUAUGAAGCUUACCGGGUGGAAACUGAACCAGAGGGCCAAAUCAAUCAUUGUUGAUCCUGGCUUAUACCUAUCGAAGAAAACUGAAAUUGCUUGGACUACUCAACACCGUUCAAUUCCUACAUCUUUCAAGUUGUUCACAGGCUCAGCGUGGGUAGUUCUGAGCCGGUCUUUUCUUGAAUACUCAAUCUUGGGAUGGGAUAAUUUCCCGAGGACAAUCUUGAUGUACUACGCCAACUUUGUAUCCUCUCCAGAAGGAUAUUUCCACACACUCAUAUGCAACACGGAAGAGUUCAAAAGCACGGCGAUUGGGCAUGACCUGCACUACAUUGCUUGGGACUAUCCUCCUAAGCAACACCCGAAUUCUCUAUCAAUGAAGGAUUUCGACAACAUGGUCAAAAGCAACGCCUCUUUUGCUCGAAAGUUCCACAAGAACGAUCCUGUAUUAGACAAGAUCGAUAGAGAGCUCUUAGGCCGCACUCACCGGUUUUCCUCAGGAGCUUGGUGCAUUGGUAGCUCUGAAAACGGCGCUGAUCCGUGCUCUGUUCGGGGGGAUGACUCAGUUUUGAAACCAGGCCCUGGUGCUGAGAGAUUAAAUGAGCUUGUUCAUACACUUUUAUCUGAUGAGUUCAGAAGAAAACAAUGUUCAUAAGAUGUACUGAUUCAAGCUAAAAAAAAUUGUACAUUCAUUUUGUUUUA
Messenger RNA from Camelina sativa (false flax), 2180 nucleotides. The record is from RefSeq and is a predicted model, not a curated record. Lineage: Eukaryota; Viridiplantae; Streptophyta; Magnoliopsida; Brassicales; Brassicaceae.